CGGCGGCGGCGGCGGCGGCGUCAGGAGGCGGGGAAGAGGGAGACCCUCCUCGCUGCUCUCCCAAGUCGGCGCGGUGCCGCCUCCGGCCGGGCUGAGGGCUGCGCGGCGGCGGCGGCGGGGCCGGGCCAGGAUGCGGGGCUCCCCGGACAGAGCCGGGCGGAGCGGGCGGCUACCGGCUGAGGACGGGAGCUGUCCGCGGUGCUGAAGCAGUGGCGGGGGUGGCAGGGACCCGGGGCCCGGAGCUGAGGCGCCCUCCUGGGAGUUCCGCCGCGGCCACGAGGCGGAGGCGCCGUGGCUCGCCAGCCCAUGCCGGGCCCCCAAGCCCCGCGGAGGAGGCGGGACCGUCCUCGGUGGGACAGAUCCCAGCUCCAAAGCUUUCCCUGCGCCUCUGUAUGAGUGUUCUCCAUCAUGCGUUCUUACACCCCUGCUGGACUUCUCCUUCAGCGCAGCCAUCUUCUCCACCAGACUGUAAGCUCGGUGGAGACAAAGUACAUCCUUCUUGCUCUCCCUCUUCCUGCCUUUCUCGCCAUCACAUCCCCAGCAUCUGUACAGUGCCUGGGAUAGAGCUUAUGCUCAAUAAAUACGCAUGUGUGAUAACUGGAUAAACAAAUUAACCAAUUCUGUGAAGUAUGUAUUUCUGCUAUCCCCAAUUCACAAACAAAGAAACGGAGAAGUUUCUGAGAAGUUAAGCAGCUCGAGGUCCCACAGCUGACCAGUGGUAAAGGCAGGGUCUGAAGCAAAACAGACUGCAGAGCCUGCACUUCUAACCACUUCCAGGCCUGCAUCCGGCUCCCUGGCUUCAGUGUCUGUCUGUCUUGCGCUCCCAGCAGGCUCUCUGAGGACUGCUCAGCUGGCCCAGUCUCCCCACCAGGGAGCUCUCCAGAACCAUGGAGAGUCUAAGUGAACUACAAAACCCACUGCUGCCUCGGAGCCCUGCCCACCUCCAUGGCCCCUACCCCUACCCCGAGGCCUCACCCAGCUGGUCGUGCCAGGAGAAGCUCUACUCCUACCUCCUGGGAGGCACUGGCCCUGCUCAAGCCCACCAGCUCCUGGAUCCAGAGUCCCUGCAGCUAGCCGUGGAGGCCUGGUACAGGCCCAGCUGCCUAUUAGGGAGGGACAAAGUCAAGGAGCCCAGGGCAGGCAGCUGUGAGACCAGCUUCACAGAGAGCAGGGAACCCCGGGCUGGGCCCACGGAGCAGUCCACAGAAUCUGGCCAAGUGGAAGAAGAUGUCACCAUCCAAACUGUGUCCUAUGGAGUUCAAGAGGAGCUGCAGGACCAGGAGGACGAUCAAGAGGAAGAAGAGAGUGAUGCAACCUCGACAGAGAGUGAGAGUGAAGACAACUUCUUCACACUGCCCCCCAGGGACCACUUGGGGCUCACCAUCUUCUCCAUGCUCUGCUGCUUCUGGCCACUGGGCAUCGCUGCCUUCUACUUCUCCCAGGGGACCAGCAAGGCCAUCUCCAAGGGGGACUUCCGCCUGGCCAGCACCACCUCCCGCCGGGCACUCUUCCUGGCCACGCUCUCCAUCGCCGUGGGGGCCGGUCUCUAUGUGGCAGUGGUGGUGGCUCUGGCAGCUUACAUGUCCCAGAAUGGCCAUGGCUAGUGGCCAGUAGAGCCUGGCAUCCUGACUCCCCUGAUCUACCUGAGAAGGCAGCAGGGCUUAGGGCUGCAGACUCUCUGGAGAGCCCUGGCCCCUGAAGACGACGCUUGAGGGUGACUUGUUGAGGGGAGGCCUCAACCUUCACUUCCUCGUGCCCGCUGUCUCCAGCCUCAGAGCAGGGCCAGAGGCACCACUCUCCCACCCCGGCUGUGUUGGGAAGCAGGAGACGGUAGUGCUGCCCACCAUCCCAGCCAGGCAGUCCUCACUUCUGGCUUGAUGCCAGCUUGGAGCUCAGCCCAUUCAGCCCACUGGCUCGAGGGUCUCUGCCCUGCAGGCAGCCCACAACACAACUCUGCCAACCUCUCCACAGAGAAAGAACAGGCGGUCAUAGGGAGGAAAAGGGAUCCCUGGGGGCCAGGGGACCUCACCCAGUCCUUUCAGCCCAUAGGAGUCUCCACCCUGGGGACAGCCUAAGUGUCCCCAGCUCUACCCUCUGGCCGCAUGGUGCCCAGGCCCCACCAGCCAGGAGGGAAAUACACAGAGACACGUGGGCCCCCUGCUCUUUUAACUCUGGAAGGUGCUUAGCUUUCUGGUGGGCUUAUAAGUCACUGUCGAUUCUAUAUAGAGAAGAGGAGUCUCAGGCAUGUAAACGCUGCACCCGGGGAAGGUUCUUGGAGCUUCUCUGCAGGAACAAAAGGCAGAUGCGAUGACAGAGGUCCUGAAAUAUUGCCGAUUACACGGGGCUCCCCACUCUGUCCCUGGUCCCUGCUCCCAUCAUCCCUUUCUGGCCUCCUCCUGGGAGGCCCUGAGCUGGCGCCAUCCCAGAAAGAUAGAGAGAGACAGAGACAGAGUGCUACCAGCCCAGCAGCCCCUGAGCACAGCCCUUAGAUCCAGCCCUGUGGAGACCCUCCCUGAGUGUAGGGAGUGUAGAUGAGGGGCGGGCACAGGGCUGGCAUGGCUGCUGAGCAGGAAGGCUUCCUGGAGAAGUGUCCCUUUGACAAAGUUUAGAAGGAAGAGGAGAAUGUAUUGAAGAGAUUUGUUUUCCCAUAGCCCUUAGUAUUGUUCGUGGGCAGGGGUGUGCCCGGAGCCUCCCAACAGGAAUUUAUAUUUGGAUUAUGCCUAGAACAUCUGGGCUGGAGCCGAACUGCAGCCAUUUUUGAGGGCUUCACCAACUCAGAGACGGGUGGGCCUGUUACUCAAAGACCAGUGAUGGUUUCCUACCUCUGAAUGCCGGGGGGGUCAACGGUGGGCCCCUGGUCAGCCUUGGGGAUUCUUCAUUGAUGCCACCACUCAGAGCUGUUCUCAACACCCCAACAACGAGGGAACAUCGAGAAUUUUAGAGACAUCUGGGCAGGCAGGAGGGCAGCACAUUGGGAGGCAGACUUGUUGGGGCUCGAGCUCCAGGACCUCAUUGUGCAUGAUUUGGGGACCUGGUCAUUCCUGGGCCCCAUCCAGAGACUGGGGCUGUGGACCCACCACUGACCCCCUUGUUCCGCCAUCCUCCUCACCCCAGGCGUCGCCCAGCCCUCUGCGCGCUGCAUCCCCUGAAGUCCCAGCCCAGGCUCAGCAGUUUUAAUGCCCCAUAUUGUAUAUAUUGAUCCUUGUAAUAAACGUUUCUGUAACACCUGGUGCCCUCUGGGCCUUACUGUCCUCGCCUGCCUUCACCUUUGCCUGUGUCCCAUUCUUCUCCACGACCGACCAACACCCCCACGUCUGUCUGCUGCUCCUG
Messenger RNA from Rhinolophus ferrumequinum (greater horseshoe bat), 3330 nucleotides. RefSeq names its product synapse differentiation inducing 1 like (gene SYNDIG1L). Gene Ontology annotation, cellular component: intracellular membrane-bounded organelle; membrane. The transcript is spliced from 4 exons. The coding region runs from base 888 to 1604 and encodes 238 amino acids. The record is from RefSeq and is a predicted model, not a curated record. NCBI's taxonomy places the organism in Eukaryota, Metazoa, Chordata, Mammalia, Chiroptera, Rhinolophidae.